AUGGAGGCCACAAUCUCCCAGAAAGCCCGGCACGUUCAGCCUUCCCACCCCGUGGGCCGUAAGAACCUACUGCCGGCCAUCUUGCCCAGCCCGCUGACGAGCGUGUUCACCGUAGUCAGGGGCGCUCCGCCGCUGCCCUCCGCCACCCGCAGCACGGGCUACGGCCACGUCCGGUCGAGAGUGUUCCCUCAGAGGCCCGCCCAGAAGGUGCAGCUCUCCGAGCCAUCGGCAGAAAGGUCGCCGAAGAAGACCGCCAGGGUGAAGAAGGAGGCAUCCACAAACACGACGGAAGUGGCGAGCAAUCAGGCGUCCAGACUGAGGGUGGAAAGGAUUCGGAAGCAAAGGGAGGAAGAGGAGCGUCUUAGGAGGAGGAGAGAAGAGAUCGCGUCCAGGGUUAUGGUAACGGAAGCGACAUCGAGGCAUCACGGUUCAGUACAGAACCUGCGCAGGAUCUCGGAAGAAGAAUCUCUGGAAAGGGCGGCCGCGACCGAUGGGGCUCUGUCGGAGCAGGAAGGAACCACCGCUAGGAAGAAGUAUCGCUCGACGUCUCUCACGAGGGAAGUCACAAGACGAACGGAACGCGAAGUUCGAGCGGGGAAGACGACGACAAGGGCAGUUAAAGAAGUCCCCGCGGUUCGAGGUCCAGCUCCGGAAAGGAAAGUUGACUCUGUGGGCAAGGCCUACACGAAAGCCCGGGAAUCUUCUCAAGCAGCAGCCGACGAUGCCGGCAAGCAGGUGUUUCCUUACUUGAAGAAACACGAAGGGCGCCUCAGUGUGAGUAGAGCGGAUGAAUCGAAGGAACCGGAAAUGCCCAGUCCUACGAGGGCUCGGCAGGCUACAUGGUCGCAAGAAAGGAGAGCCGUGCCUCGCGUGGGCCAGAAGACGACGGAAGUACCGGAAGAACUACGGGAUUUCUCACCCGCAGGGAGGAGACCGGAAGAACCCAUGACUCCAAGGCGGCAACCAUUCUCGAAGGCGAGAGGCGCGGAGGCCACGACACCCAAGCGAAGCUCGGCGCUGUUGCCGUUCUGGGUGCCUCACGACACGAAGCGCACCGACGCGGUGGCCAUCGACGAGCACGAGAAGCAGCAGAUCCGUUCGAGCGUACGCGAAUCGCUGGGCGAGCAACAGGCCGUGCGGUUCAAGGACUGGAUCAAGGCUCGCCAACAGGGAAGCAACGGCACGCCGUUGGCCGAGCGUCGCACUAUCGUCACGGCGGAUGCGGCCACGGAGGCCCUAGCCCGAGAAGUGCGGCUACGCGAGGGCGACUCGAGCGAGACGGACUCGGGUCACGAGGGCGACGGCAUCCUGCCGGACGACCGGAGGGUUGACGAGGUGGUUCUUCUGGAGCGAGUGAGCCGGAGCCUACGGAAGAAUGUGCUCCCGCAAGAUGUGGUCACCAUGCGACUCAAGCCCUCGCCGCCCGCUGCCGUCGCGGCCGCCACGGCAGACCAGAUCGAGGCCAUCACUCGCACCGUGCGCAUGAGCGAGUUCCUUGAGGCCGCCCGGAGGGACAUCGUGGUCAACUGCGUCCAGCUCAGACCGGACAACGUGUCCGAGGGCUCUUCCUCGCAGGAAGAAGUUGCCCCGAGCCCGGCGGCGAGCAGCGGUGACGGCGGCAGCGUGAGCGAUGGCGUCGACGACGACGAUGGGGUGCUCGAGUUCGAAAUACGCCACGGUCGCGAGAAGAACGUCUUCUGGCUACCCACGAACAAGAUCAGGGACAACAAGAAGUGGCAGGUGACAUUCAUCGUCGCCAGGACUGACGCCGAGUAG
Molecule: messenger RNA, 1776 nt
Organism: Rhipicephalus sanguineus (brown dog tick)
Lineage: Eukaryota; Metazoa; Arthropoda; Arachnida; Ixodida; Ixodidae
Exons: 1
Coding region: 1-1776 (591 amino acids)
Source: RefSeq, a predicted model, not a curated record